Molecule: messenger RNA, 2066 nt
Organism: Canis lupus familiaris (dog)
Lineage: Eukaryota; Metazoa; Chordata; Mammalia; Carnivora; Canidae
Gene: RPH3AL
Product: rabphilin 3A like (without C2 domains)
Biological process (GO): intracellular protein transport
Molecular function (GO): small GTPase binding
Source: RefSeq, a predicted model, not a curated record
UCCAACAAGCUGCUCCCAGAUGUGACUCUCUGUUCUGGCUGGGCACUCCAAGCCAUGGCUGACACCAUCUUUGGUAGUGGGAACGACCAGUGGGUUUGCCCCAACGAUCGGCAGCUUGCCCUGCGAGCCAAGCUGCAGACAGGCUGGUCUGUGCACACCUACCAGACAGAGAAGCAGAGGAAGAGCCAAUGCCUCAGCCCAGCCGAGGUGGAGGCCAUCCUGCAGGUCAUCCAGAGGGCAGAGCGGCUGGAUGUCAUGGAGCAGCAGAGAAUUGGACGCCUGGUGGAGCGGCUGGAGACCAUGAGGCAGAAUGUGAUGGGGAAUGGCCUUUCCCAGUGUCUGCUCUGUGGGGAGGUACUGGGCUUCCUGGGCAGCUCAUCAGUGUUCUGCAAAGACUGCAGGAAGAAAGUCUGCACCAAAUGUGGAAUUGAGGCCUCCCCUGGCCAGAAGCGGCCUCUGUGGCUAUGUAAGAUCUGCAGUGAGCAGAGAGAGGUCUGGAAGAGGUCAGGGGCCUGGUUCUACAAAGGGCUCCCCAAGUACAUCCUGCCACUGAAGACCCCCGGCCGGGCUGAUGACUCCCACUUCCGACCUUUGCCCAUGGAGCCCACCGAGCCAAAGCCCAGAAGCAUUGAGACUAGUCGCAUCUACACAUGGGCCCGAGGGAGAGUGGUUUCCAGUGACAGCGACAGUGACUCGGAUCUCAGCUCCUCUAGCCUGGAGGACCGACUUCCUCUGUCGGUGGUCAAGGAGCCCAAAAGUGACAAACCCUACAGUGAACCAGGUGGCAGUGUGGAGUCCCCCAGGAUGGGGCCUGCCCGCCGGCCCAGCCACCUCUCAGGAAGCCAGAGCAGCCUGGCAAGUGAGACUGGAAUGGGCUCUGCAGACCCACAGCUGGGCCCCCAUCCUGGCCAGACCCAAAGGGCCCCAGCAAGAAGCACACCUGGACAAUCCCCCGCUGCUGACACGGCCUCCGAAGCUCUGUCCGCCAGCCCUGGCACGGGCCCGCUUGGUGCAGGGAGCAGAUGUCCCAGUGGAAGAGUUCGAGGGAGAAAGCAAGCUGGGUGGGUCUGGGGAGCGGUGUUGGAGCCCUCAGUGGACCAGCCCUGUUAGACGUGACCUCAGACCCAGCAAACCAGUGUUUGGGGGUGCUGAGUCUCCUUUCCCCCCACUCAGUGCCUUUCUGCACCCUUCUGUCCUGGGAGGCACCCCCCACUGCCACAACCCUCAGCCAUGACCUUUAUUUAUUCUCUACCGCUCGCCUCCGCGCCCUCCCCCAGGCUACCUCCACGUUCAUUUUAGGUUUGUCCUUGUCCUGGGUUGGGCCAGAAGGGCCUACAGCCCCAACUCAGGGGGCCCUCCCAUAUGCACUGCGGUUUCGGAGGACACUGGACUGGGCUUUCUCCAUAUUUGUAUUAAUGGAAGAGGAAUCCAUCCCUGAACAUUGCCCUUCCAGGCUGAACUUGGCCCCAAGAGAUGAGCAGCAGAUCCUAGAGAGUGAAGGUCGCCUGCCCUUUGCUCGAGACUGGCUCAGGAGCAGUAUCCAGACCUGGCUCUCACUUGGGUUCCUUGUGGAACCCCUCUGACAGCCUCCCCAGGCUCUGCUCAGCCUCUCCCCAGCUUGUGGAGUGGGGAAGGGUUCUAGUGGAUACUAUGAGUUCACUCAUUGAAGAACAGCCUUCUGUUGCAUCCCCAGGUGGGGUACAAGGCCCCCCGAAGCCUUUAAUUCACUUCUCUUCAGUAGGUUUGAUUUGGCAUGAAAAAUAAUUAAUUCAGCAUGUGAGCAAAUGCUUCUGGAAAAUGAAGACAGAGAUUGAAAGAGAUUGAGAAUGUGUGUGUGUGUGUGUGUGCGCGCGCGCACGCGCGUGCAUGUGUUUUGUGUCCAUAUCUUUUCUUCCUGCCCCUCAUCCACCACCCCUCAUACCUGGUCCUUGAAAGUCCUCUCUGGGCUCUCAGGCCCCCACCAUUAGUUUUUUGGCUCUUGCCGCUGGCAGAUGGUAAAAAGACUGUUUUCCCUGUGACAAGUUACGCUUCAGAAUUCUAACAAUAAAGAUUAGAAUUUGCAUUGA